Messenger RNA from Eufriesea mexicana, 506 nucleotides. It is a transcript of the gene CUTA, whose product is annotated as cutA divalent cation tolerance homolog. Gene Ontology annotation, molecular function: copper ion binding. The record is from RefSeq and is a predicted model, not a curated record. NCBI's taxonomy places the organism in Eukaryota, Metazoa, Arthropoda, Insecta, Hymenoptera, Apidae. Gene Ontology annotation, biological process: response to metal ion. The transcript is spliced from 6 exons. The coding region runs from base 50 to 490 and encodes 146 amino acids.
AGUAGUAGAAACUACCGGACACCGGAGUCGAGAACGCAAAAUUGGAUAAAUGUCACUUUUAUUACGUUUUCCUUCGAAGCCGCUCUUUGGAUUAAUUUUGUUUUGUUUAAUUAGAAGUGUUACUACUAAUAUUUAUAGAAACAUGAGUAAUUUCGCGGGAAUUCAUUCUGUUGCAUAUGUUACCGUUCCAACACAAGAAGUUGCUAAAAAAUUGGCUCAUGGUUUGGUGAAAAAUAAACUAGCUGCAUGUGUCAACAUUAUAUCAGGACUUACAUCAAUAUAUGAAUGGAAGAAUGAAAUUAAUGAAGAUAGUGAACUUCUCCUGAUGAUAAAAACUAGAACUGAUACUGUGGAUAUUUUAACAAAAUAUGUAAAAGAAAACCAUCCAUAUGAAGUUUGUGAAGUAAUUUCAUUACCUAUUCAAAAUGGGAAUGAUAAAUAUCUUGAAUGGAUAAGUACAAUAGUUCCACCUAUUGAUCAAGGAAAGUAGAAAUACAUAUUCGUAA